Messenger RNA from Cetraspora pellucida, 160 nucleotides. The record is from the annotation of a GenBank genome assembly. NCBI's taxonomy places the organism in Eukaryota, Fungi, Glomeromycota, Glomeromycetes, Diversisporales, Gigasporaceae.
AAAACUUGAUGGGUAUUAUCGAAAAUUAAUUAGUGAUUUUAGAUUUUUUGCCGACAGGUAUAGAUUUUUCAAUGAUGGGCAUGGAUUGCCUAAUGGGUAUCAGAAUCAAUUAGUGAUUUUACUAUUAGAUUUGGAAAUUUUAUUGAUGGACAUGGAUUGA